Molecule: messenger RNA, 1116 nt
Organism: Ectocarpus siliculosus
Lineage: Eukaryota; Phaeophyceae; Ectocarpales; Ectocarpaceae
Source: the annotation of a GenBank genome assembly
AUGGCGGAGGAAGAUCAAGAUGGCUUCGGAGGGCUUUUUGACGGCGCUAGCGCAAGUGACGACGACGACUCUGGAGGAGAAGAAACGGGCCCGGCGCUAGUAGAAGAGGAGUACACCCGAACACCGCCGAAGGGGUCGGCGGAGGGGAGGGGCGCACUGCCGCCACGGCCGUCGACCCUGAAACUCUCCCUGGUUAACUCUCGCCACAGCCUGUGGGGGCACCGCCUGUGGAACGCCGCUCUCCUUCUCGCAGACAUGGUGGACAAAGAUGAAUUUGACGUCCGGGGCAAGAGAGUUCUCGAGCUCGGGGCUGGGGCAGGACUGCCAGCGCUCAUCUGUGCCCUGAAAGGUGCCACCAAGGUCGUCAUCUCCGACUACGCAACGUCCACCGACGCCGCCCUGAUGGUCCCCAUCCAGAUCAACAUCGACCGAGUCCAGCCAGAGUUCGUGCCCGAAGGCACCCUCCACGCCGUCGGGCACGUGUGGGGGCAGGCGGUGGAGGACCUCCUCGUCCCUCUGCGGACAGGGAGCUCGUUAUCAUUACGCCACGAAAACGGCGGCGGCAGCAGUAGUGAUGGAGAGAAGAACGCAAGCCUCGGUAGCGGCGCCGCCGACAGCGGUCGAGAGAAAAACGCAAACCUUGGUGGCGCCGCCGCCGGGGCGCCGGUACAAGAUACGGGUACAGAGGAGGAGGUUGCGUCGGUGCAUGGGCAAGGAGAAGGAAGCCCGAGGAGUUGCCAUCGUGCGAGGCCGAUAGGAGGCGGGGGCGGGGAUGGGGAGGGGUUCGACGUGGUGAUCAUGGCCGAUCUUCUCUUCAACCGGUCGCAGCACGCGCAGCUGCUCGAGACUUGCGACCGCUGCCUGCUCGGGAGAGGGUCGGGAAGCACGGCGACCGCGGCGGCGGCGGCGGCGGCGGCGGCGACGGUGUGGGUGAGCUUCUCCCACCACGAUCCCGAGAAGGCAGAGCUGGACAUGAAGUUCUUCGAGUUGGCCAAGGAGAAAGGGUUCGUCGCGACGCGGAUCAAGACGGUGCAAAUGCGAGAUCUCUUCGUGGAGAACGAUGGCUUGGACGACCUAAGAGGCCAAGUACACCUAUGGUGCCUCAAGCGACGAUGA